UUCCUCUUCUGUCCCUGCCUGCCGCUCCCAGAAGGCGCCGGCGCUGCUGCGGGAAGGUCGUGAAGGGGAGAGGUUCGCUGGGCUGCCCUACUCGGUACCAUGCUGACUGCAGCUGUCCGGAGGUUUAGCACCACCGCCCUCCGCAGGACCCACUAUGAGGAAGGCCCCGGAAAGAAUCUUCCAUUUUCUGUGGACAAUAAAUGGCGAUUACUCGUCCUAAUGUGUGGAUUCUUUGGAAGUGGAUUUGUUGCCCCUUUUGCUAUUGUCAGACACCAGCUUCUUAAGAAAUGAAGAGGACAGACUGUAAUUGUGAUAAUUAGAGUUGAAGUUUUCUGCAUACCAUAUUUCAAUGGGAAAAGGAUAGCUGCACUGUGUACAAUGCUGGUUGUGUCUAAAUAAAAUCUUUAACCUGAA
Calypte anna (Anna's hummingbird) is the source of this 414-nucleotide messenger RNA. Its product is annotated as cytochrome c oxidase subunit 7C, mitochondrial. The transcript has 3 exons. The coding region runs from base 100 to 291 and encodes 63 amino acids. Gene Ontology annotation, biological process: mitochondrial electron transport, cytochrome c to oxygen. The record is from RefSeq and is a predicted model, not a curated record. NCBI's taxonomy places the organism in Eukaryota, Metazoa, Chordata, Aves, Apodiformes, Trochilidae.